Messenger RNA from Tetrahymena thermophila SB210, 717 nucleotides. Its product is annotated as transmembrane protein, putative. The record is from RefSeq and is a predicted model, not a curated record. Lineage: Eukaryota; Ciliophora; Oligohymenophorea; Hymenostomatida; Tetrahymenidae. The transcript is spliced from 2 exons.
AUGGUUAAUAUUAUACUAUCUUUCAUAAAUGAAAUAUAUUAAUCUAUUGCUUUACAAUUAUUGAUUUUCUUCUUUUAUUCCUUUGGCACCUUGUAUUUAAUAGCAUUAAUUUUAAAUGAGAAAAUUAAAUCAAAAUUUAAUAUUAUUGGUAGAAUAUUACGAUUUUUAUUAAGGUUUAUUUUGUCUAAAAAAUACUUUGAUAAAUUUACUUAUAUCCAUCAUACUAAUAUAUAAACAUAUAAAAGAUGGAUCUUUCUAUAAAAGCAAAUUCAUUGUAUUAUUGUAGGAUAAGCAUUUUGUAAUUUAAUUAUUUAACGAAAUCGCUCUCUAUCCCAAAGAACACACUUAGUUAACUCAUUUCAAACAGAGACCAAACUAAACAAAGAACUAACUAAAAAUUAAUAACCUCAAAAUUUUAAUUUUAUUUCAUAAAAUUAAUUAAAAUUUAUCAAUCAUUCUUAACAAAAUGAUUUUAUUUAAGAUUUGAAAAGUUAAUAAUCGACAUCAUCUAAUAAAAUUAAAAGAAAAAGAAAUUAAAAAGAAAUCAAUUAGUAUGAUUUUCAUAGUAAAUAAAAUAAAAAAACUCAAAAAUAAAAGGAUCUUUCACCAAAUCCACUAAUUAUCGAUUCUAAUAUUAGAUAAAUCACAUUUUCGAAUAUAAAUAAUUAAAUUUAAGAGGACAUCAUUUUUAGUUAGUAAAAUGACAUUACUAAUUGA